UGUAACAACAAAUCAAGCGCUUGAACGACCAACCUUGAUCAUGUCAACUUCCGUCAUGUGUUGACCUAAAAUUUAAGACUUCAUUUAGUUAUUUCAUUAUUAUUGAAUGAAAAAAUAAAUCAUGAGAGUACUUUUGUAUUCCAAAACUUUGUUUAGAUCGAGUGCGAUACUAUUUAAGAAGUUCCAUACCCAUCCAGCUUGUUUAUCCAACAGUGGUAGAACUAUAGGAGAGGUCAUUAAAGAUGUGGCAAGAAUUCGUAACAUUGGCAUAUCGGCUCAUAUUGAUUCAGGGAAGACGACCCUCACAGAACGCCUCUUGUUUUACACAGGACAAGUGGACGAGAUUCAUGAGGUGAAAGGCAAGGAUGGUGUUGGAGCCAAGAUGGACUUUAUGGAGCUGGAAAGACAGCGGGGCAUCACCAUCCAGUCAGCAGCCACUUACGUCAUGUGGAAGGACGUCAACAUCAACAUCAUUGAUACACCAGGUCAUGUUGACUUUACGGUAGAGGUAGAGCGUGCCCUCAGGGUGCUGGACGGCGCAGUGUUGGUGCUGUGUGGUGUGGGUGGUGUACAGUCGCAGACCCUGACCGUCAACAGGCAGAUGAAGCGCUACAAUGUGCCCUGUAUAGCCUUCAUCAACAAGUUGGACAGGCAGGGUGCGAAUCCUCUCAGAGUGGUCAGCCAGCUGAGGUCCAAGUUGAACCACAAUGCAGCACUGCUGCAGCUACCCAUAGGCCUGGAGGAGAACUUGGAGGGGGUGGUGGAUCUCAUAAGGAUGAGGGCGCUGUACUUCCGGGAGCCCCAGGGCCUCACUGUGGUCGAGGAGGAGAUACCAGAAAAUCUCCUGGACCUUGCCCGGGAGAAGCGACAGGAAAUGAUUGAGCACAUUGCAGAGGCAGAUGAGACAUUAGGAGAAAUAUUUCUUGAAGAGAGGGAACCGACAGAGAAAGACCUUAUUGCUGCUAUCAGACGUUCCUGUAUAAAGCGAGCCUUCACUCCAGUGAUGCUUGGCUCCGCCCUGAAGAACAAGGGAGUACAGGCACUGUUGGACGGAGUGGUGGACUUCCUGCCCAACCCCUCGGAAGUAACCAACAUAGGUCUGGAUAACAAGGACGGUGAGGAGACUAAAAUUGUGAUGGAUCCAGCCAGGACCCUAGACCAGCCAUUUAUAUCUCUGGCUUUUAAACUGGAGGCUGGUAAGUUUGGUCAGCUGACGUAUAUGCGGGUUUACCAGGGAGGUCUAAAGAAAGGUGACACGAUCUUCAAUACACGCACGGGCAAGAAGGUCAAGGUUCCCCGACUGGUUCGCAUGCACGCUGACGAGAUGCAGGAUGUCAAUGAAGUGUAUGCAGGUGAUAUCUGCGCCCUGUUUGGCGUUGACUGUGCCAGUGGGGACACAUUCACCACUCGCGGAAACAUGAAUCUCUCAAUGGAAUCCAUGUUCGUCCCGGAGCCUGUCAUAGCUAUGUCAAUCAAGCCUGCGCGGUCAGCGGACAUAGAGAACUUCUCCAAGGGGAUCGCUAGGUUCACAAAGGAGGACCCUACUUUCAAGGUCAGCUGGGAUGAAGAAAAUAAGGAGACGAUAGCCCAGGGGAUGGGAGAGUUACACCUGGAUAUUUAUUCUCAGCGGCUGGAGAGAGAAUACAACUGUAAGGUGAUCAUGGGUCGACCCAGGGUUUCUUUCAGAGAAUGUCUGCUGGAGAAAUGCGAAUAUGACUAUCUUCACAAGAAGCAGUCAGGUGGUAGGGGAGAGUUUGCCAAAGUGAUUGGGGACGUGAUGCCUCUUCCGGUGGAAAACAACACUAAACUGGAAUUCCUCGACAAAACCACGGGUACCAAUGUGCCUAAGAACUUCAUUGGAGCCAUUGAAAAGGGAUACCGCGAGAUUUGCAUGAAGGGACCCCUCACAGGACACAAAGUGUCUGGGAUUAUUUUCACACUCAGAGAUGGCGCCAACCACCCAGUGGACUCUAGUGACAGGGCGUUUGAACAGUGCACACAUGGCGCCAUGAAACAAGUGUAUGAAAAAGGCCAAUGGCAGGUACUGGAGCCGGUGAUGUCGGUGGAGAUUAACCUACCAGUGGAGUUCCAAGCUCCAGUGCAGAAUAACCUAAACAAGCGCAAUGCAAUCAUCCUGGGUACCGACUCAAACGAGGGAUACACCACCAUAUACUGCGAGGUGCCCCUGAAUGACAUGUUUGGCUACUCCAAUGAGUUACGGUCCAUGACCCAAGGCAAGGGGGAGUUUACCAUGGAAUACAACAAGUACUGCCCUGUGUUGCCAGGCACCAUGCAGAUCUUGAUGGAAGAGUAUCAGAAACAAGUGGAAGAGGACAGAAAAUUGAAACAAAAGAAGAAAAACUGAUGUGAAUUGAUGCUCUCUUAGUUGUGGAGUUGUAACUGUUUUAAAUGUUGAUUAUAUUUAUUUCAGUAAAACUUAUUAUUCAUUUUGAAAUGGUAGAUAUGAUAAGAAUGUAAAUUUGAAAAACGGAAAAGUGUCAUAAUUUAAGCUGCUUUUUUUAGAUAUUAACAAGCCGUUAAACAUUUAAUGAUGAUAAGUUCUUGUCAAAUAUAUAUUUACAGAAUUUAAGCCUGGUAUAAAGUUUGGUAUUACCUCAGUAAUUUGAUAUGAUGUGUCUUAUUAUGAACUCAUUGCAAACAAUGAAACAACAAAUGUAUGCCCGUGGGGUUUGUAUUUGUUUUGGUAUGGUGGAUAGUGCAAGAUAACAGGACCUCCACUCAUGGGGCACACUGGUGGUCUUGUGAUUCCCGGUUUGAAUCACCUAACAAAUUGCACAUAGGUUUAAAGUCUUGUGAUUCCCGGUUUGAAUCACCUAACAAAUUGCACAUAGGUUUAAAGUCUUGUGAUUCCCGGUUUGAAUCACCUAACAAAUUGCACAUAGGUUUAAAGUCUUGUGAUUCCCGGUUUGAAUCACCUAACAAAUUGCACAUAGGUUUAAAGUCUUGUGCAAAAAAUAUAAGUAGAUAGGUUGAGCAUGGUCCAUCAAUAAAUGUAGAGUUCAAACUGUUAUUCAUAAAUUAGGGAUCAUAUGCUAUAAAAUGGUUUCUCCUGCUUGUACAAAAAACACACCGUAUAUAAGUUCUUAUAUUUUCAAACAAGCCAAUGGAUUUUAAGUAUGUAAUGCAUGUACAGCUAUUAGUAUGCAACUAUAUAAAUUGUUAGAUUUGUUACAAAGUUUAAGGCAUGUAUAAGAAUUUUUAUACUUCUCCAAGUCAUGAAAUGUUGUGAAUCCAAUAUGAAUGACGCAUUUAAGUCUAGUUAUCAACAUCGCUAUUGGUGACAUUUUUGACGUUGUUUCGCUAUGUUUAAGAUGUCCCUGGUAUAGCGGGUUUAGUCUUAAAAAUGCAAUACUUUAAAAAAUUAUUUUACAGGUUUGCUCUGUACUUUACACUGUGAUAACAAAUUACAAUGUACAAGCUA
Dreissena polymorpha is the source of this 3442-nucleotide messenger RNA. RefSeq names its product elongation factor G, mitochondrial-like. Gene Ontology annotation, biological process: mitochondrial translational elongation. Bases 122 to 2365 code for a protein of 747 amino acids. Lineage: Eukaryota; Metazoa; Mollusca; Bivalvia; Myida; Dreissenidae. The transcript is spliced from 19 exons. Gene Ontology annotation, cellular component: mitochondrion. Gene Ontology annotation, molecular function: GTP binding; GTPase activity; translation elongation factor activity. The record is from RefSeq and is a predicted model, not a curated record.